UCAAGAUGGCGGUGCUUGGAGAACUGAUAUCAUUAUCACUCAUUGAGAAAGACGUAAAUAACGAKGUUCUCUGGACAUGGUCUUUCCCUUCCGUCUCGUCCAGUUUUCGACAAAUUCUGCUUCGAAAAUGUUGUUUGAAGGCAGAAAAAGGCCAGGAAAUUAUACCAUUUUGUUAUGGGCAGUUAUCCAAGAAAUGGUACUACCUGUUUACAUCAGCUGUCAAAAACGCAGCUGAGAUGAAUAAGGUUACUCAUGUAACUUUGGUGCUUGUGGCUAAGGACUUCAACCCAGAGAAGUACAAGAGCCUGUGUAGAAUAUUAUGCAACAAACUGAUAGUAACAGGCAGUCCUGCUAGUAUGCUACAAUACUAUCUAUCAGUGUUCACCAAAGGAGUUUGCCCUGAUGAUGAAGAUGACAGUAUCUUUGCUGUCAAGGAAUUUGAUCCAAGAAAAGCUUUCAUAGAAAAAUCAAUCAAAGAUGUGGUCAACAUAUUUGGAGUAGAAACCAUUCUGAUAUACACUGCGUUACUACUGAAGAAAAGAGUAGCUGUUUACAGUCCAAGACUAGAUACUCUGCUGGAUAUAACCAGAGCACUACCUUUGUUGGUAUGGCAUCGUCAGAACUGGUCAAUWCUCUUCCCAUAUGUCCACUUGGAGGAGGAUGAAAUAAACGACUUGCGUUCGAGCAUUACAUACAUUGCUGGAUUUACAGAUGCAUCCAUUGAGAAUAACACUGACAUUUAUGACCUUUUUGUUAAUGUUGGAGCAGGGGAGAUAACUAUUCCGAUGCAUGCUAAAGAAAUGUUCCAGAUGGGAAAAGUCCAUAAAGAUAUUGCCAUGUUUAUGAUGGAAGCAACUAAAGAUGAAAAUUCAAGUGAUCAAACGUUUAUCAAGGAAUUGUCCAACAAAACCAAGGAUCUGAUUGGUACUCUGAAGAAACUUGCUGUUGAAACUGAAGAAGGCUCUGAACCAAAGAUAACUCUGGAAGGACUACAACAACGAAAGCUGACAGCCAUCAUGGAAAACUUUUUGUUCAAUUUAGCUGCUGCUGAAGGGAUGGUGUGAGAAUGGGUUAAUGUUUAAAAUUGGGAUUAGUAAGAUAGUAAAUAAAUGGAUAAGAAACCAGAAGAAAAAUCUAGCAAGAAUCGAAUGAUACUAGAAGAUUUCUUUAAAUAAGUAACUUYUAUAAAUGAAACAAAAGAAUAAUAUAGCAAUUAUCAUAGCAAUUAUUAAUGAUUGAUAUUAUGAAUUGUCUGGCACACACUCAGUAAAGAAUCAGGCCACUCAACACAAGGGUGCAAAGGAGGUGUUUUUCAAAGGCCAUUUAUGAAUUUCAUGCAUUCUGGUUUAGCAAACAAUAACUGGUAAGGCAUCAUGAACAAAAGAUGUUUGCACCAAAGCUAGACUACAAUGUACCACCUUUGCUAUCACAGAAGAAGUCAGCUUUUGGCGUGCAGCUUGUUCACAUGCUAGUGCAKUUGUAAACCUGUCUUUUUGCUAAAAUGAAGCCAUACCACAUAUAUUUGCCAUAUCACACACAAUUGUGUAUCAAAUCUAUCGGUAAUCACAGUAUGAGAAGAAAACUUAAAUACAUUAAAUAAAUAAAAAUAAAUUAAAUACAUGUGAAAAAAAUUUUUUUYGUGAUGUAUAAAU
Molecule: messenger RNA, 1652 nt
Organism: Actinia tenebrosa (Australian red waratah sea anemone)
Lineage: Eukaryota; Metazoa; Cnidaria; Anthozoa; Actiniaria; Actiniidae
Product: DENN domain-containing protein 10
Biological process (GO): regulation of early endosome to late endosome transport; protein transport
Cellular component (GO): late endosome
Molecular function (GO): small GTPase binding; guanyl-nucleotide exchange factor activity
Source: RefSeq, a predicted model, not a curated record